CGAAGUGAUUUCUUGACAACUGAAGUUCAAGGAAAAACCGAAAUUAGUUAUGAAAUACUUGAAAAUUUCACCCACAUGAUUGAAAUAAUAAUUAAAGAAUCAGAUGUUAUAAUUAAAUUCUUAAUAUUUUUAAACUAUUUUCCUAAUUUUAUUAUAUUACUCAGUUAACGUGAAUAGAUUAUGAAUAUACUGCCAUUUCGUCUUUAUACUUUAAGGGUAAUCAGCGUUAAAUAUUUUUCUAAAACAUCUACUAACCAAACAGAAGUAAAAUUUGGUGCAGAAUGCCGCCAGUUAAUGAUGCAAGGAUUGGAUAUAUUAGCGGAUGCUGUGGCACUUACUUUAGGCCCAAAGGGACGCAACGUGAUUUUGGAACAGUACAACAGGCCACCGAAAAUUACAAAGGAUGGUGUGACUGUUUCCGAGAGUAUAGACUUGAAGAACAGGUUCCAGAACAUUGGUGUUAAGUUACUUCAAGAAGUUGCAAAAAACACUAAUAAAAAGGCUGGCGAUGGGACUUCUACUGCCACUGUUUUAGCACGGAGUAUAGCCAAAGAAGGUCUCAACCGAUUUUCUCUUGGUUGCAACCCAAUUUUUUUGAAAAAAGGAGUGGAUAGAGCUGUAGAAGUAAUAGAAAAGAAGUUGGAGGAAAUUUCAAAACCUGUCUUGACUCAAGAUGAAAUAGCUCAAAUCGCUACUAUAUCAGCUAACGGUGAUAAAGAUAUUGGCCAACUAAUAGCAGAUGCAAUGUUCAAAGUUGGUCGACAUGGGGUGAUAAUGAUAAAUGCUGGAAGAAUGAUAAAGGAUAAAAUUGAAGUUACAAAAGGAAUGAAAUUUGACAAAGGCUAUAUCUCUCCUUAUUUUGUCAACACGAAAAAGAGUGCCAAAGUGGAAUACCGCAACCCUUAUAUCCUUUUUUGUGAACACAAGAUAUCAGAAGCAAAGCCUCUGGUUAAAGCUCUUGAAAUAGCAUUGUCAAGAAAAAAGCCCUUGGUCAUAAUUGCUGAAGAUAUUGAAGGGGAUGCCCUCACAACAUUAGUCAUUAAUCGGAUCCGGAUCGGAUUGGAAGUGUGUGCAGUAAAGUCCCCAGGUUUUGGAGAAGUAAGAACAGAAAUUCUCAAAGAUAUGGCUAUACUUACAGGAGGAGAAGUAAUUGGAGAUGAAGCUGGAAUUUUUCUGGAUGAAGUAGCUGCGGAACACUUUGGUCAAGCUAGUGAGGUUAUUGUAACUAAAAGUGAAACAUUUAUUAUUAAGGGGAAAGGUUUGUUACCUGCCAUCAAUCAGCGCAUUGCUCACGUUGAUCUACUUAUUUCUCGAGCUAAGAAUGAUUUCAUUAAGGAAGGUCUUGAGGAAAGAAAAGCAAGGCUUGACUCUGGAGUGGCCAUUAUUUAUGCUGGAGGUUAUUCUGAGUGGGAUGUUAGUGAAAAAAAAGAUCGCAUGACAGAUGCAUUGAAUGCUACCAAGGCUGCUGUUGCUGAGGGCAUAGUUGCAGGUGGUGGAACUGCUUUGUUGAGGUGUUUGCCUGCUGUCAAAGAAAUAGAAACUGAUUGUCCUGAUGAGCGAUUAGGAAUUGAUAUUGUUGCAAAUGCAUUGAAAGUUCCUUGCUACACAAUUGCUAAAAACGCAGGUAUUGAAGGUUCUGUUGUUGUGAAUGAGGUAUUGAAGGAAUCUGGCAAUAUAGGAUAUAAUGCGUUAACUGGAGAGUACACAGAUUUGGUUGUCAGCGGUAUUAUUGAUCCUACAAAAGUUGUAAAGUCUGCAUUGAGGACAGCUGCAGCGAUUGCUACACUCUUUACUACAACUGAAGCAGUUAUUGCUGAUACAGGAGAGAAGAAACAAGACUACGAAGAAAUAGAAGAAGACGAGUAAUAAAAUAAAAGAUUAAUAAAACUAUUGAUUUUAUUUAUACUAACUUCGUAUUUAAGACAAAAUUACGAUUAAAUCUGAC
This is a messenger RNA of Nezara viridula (southern green stink bug), 1945 nucleotides long. NCBI's taxonomy places the organism in Eukaryota, Metazoa, Arthropoda, Insecta, Hemiptera, Pentatomidae. The record is from the annotation of a GenBank genome assembly.